This is a messenger RNA of Gongylonema pulchrum, 552 nucleotides long. NCBI's taxonomy places the organism in Eukaryota, Metazoa, Nematoda, Chromadorea, Rhabditida, Gongylonematidae. The record is from the annotation of a GenBank genome assembly.
AUGGCAGCAAUUUAUCAAGCGUAUUGUACAUGCAUUCUACCAUCGUCACGUCAGCCAUCACCAGCCUUGUCACGGCGUGCGCAGUAUCUACCGCAGCUUAACGGCAGUGAACAGCAGCGUGCGACACCAUUAGCUGGUCCAAUUCCACAGCCAGAUCAAAGUUCACGACAGCGCGCAUUCCUGGAUGACAUAAUUGCUCGUCGAGCAAAACUGGUGCAGGUUACAUAUGAUCGAGUUGCUCAAAAUCCAAAAGAAUUAACCGUCUUGAAUGAUAGUAAGAACUGGUGGGAAUGUACAAAUGUUCAUCAUCGUGCCGGUUAUGUGCCGCAUACUAUUUUAUCAGUUGUAAACGUUGACCGCAACAGUUCCCCUCAGUCACUGCCACCUCAAGACCCGUCUGUACAUCUGGAUCGAAUGUCUUCGUCACAAGGGAACGCAGUAAAUCGUGGAGCACCGUCACCGCUGAGUCCUCGACCAGGCAUGAUGAGUGACGAUACACCGGAGUAUAUCAAACAACGUCAAGGCAAGCGAGGGGAAUUCAGAUAUUUUUAG